Marasmius oreades (fairy-ring Marasmius) is the source of this 1500-nucleotide messenger RNA. RefSeq lists its product as uncharacterized. Lineage: Eukaryota; Fungi; Basidiomycota; Agaricomycetes; Agaricales; Marasmiaceae. The coding region runs from base 1 to 1500 and encodes 499 amino acids. The record is from RefSeq and is a predicted model, not a curated record. The transcript is spliced from 4 exons.
AUGUCGUUACCACUGAACCUGGCCCAAAUCGCUCUUUCUGAUGCAAAUCGCUGGUUUGCUGGACAGGAGCCCUCCAAAACAAAGUUCACCCGGGAGGACUCUCAUUGGAGGCGGUGCGUUUCACUGAACGACGAGGAUGACGGUGAAGACCAGCAAACGGAUACAUAUGAUCCGGCCUGGGACCGGGAUGAAGGUCAAAACAGUACCAGCGGCGCUUUUAUCGUUUGUGGGAUUCCCGGCAUCGGGAAGAGUUAUUUUCUGUAUUACCUUCUUGUAGAACGUCUCCUCAGGCGCCUUCCCACUUGUUUUCACAAUGUCUGGUUUCUUGUGGACUCAAAUGAGCAAAACAUAUCUCUCGCAGCCAUAUCAGCUUCGGGUGCACGGUUAAUCCAAGCGGCUUCCCCGGGGAGGGCUCGUCUCCGCUGGAUUGAGAAGCAGAAUGCCUUCGCCUACGUGUGGCUCAUGAAGCCCAGCUCAACACGAGAACUGUUGAUCAUGAGUCAGUUUUGGCCUGAUAGCAAAUUCGUGACAAAGGAAGAAGUGAAGACGUUUGCGACCGCUUAUGGCCCAUCCAUUCACUUUAUCCACCGAUAUGCCCGUGAACUCGACCGAUACCGUUCUAAACUGCAGUCCCUGAUUCAGCAAUUCACUCUCGGCGAACUCAGAAAACUGAUUCUCCGUACACAGGAUUUGGACGUGGACGAACAAGGCAUUUCGCAUUGGAUCCUAGGUAUAUACCCGGGUGAUGAACGUAACCAGAUUACACUUGGUUUCCACACGUCCAAAGUUUUCGAUCUCGUAAAAGCAGCCUUUUCCGAGAGUUGGAAUUCGUACGCCCCGCAGAUUUAUGUACGGCUCAACCGGGUUGGGCAAACGCGAGGCUCUGCAGGACUACUCUUGGAGGAUAUCCUUCACCGAGACUUGCCAAUGGGCGGGUAUUGGAAGGCAACCCAGUUGGAAUCGAAGAACCAGAGGAUCGAGGAUACCAUCUUUACAACGACCUCGCCUGGAGAUCCCAGAACCGAGAGAUAUCUGGUCGUCGGCCCCAAUACAGACAUCGUCGAAGCUGCACCCAAAAGAUCCUCUCGUCCCCAACCUCUCGCAUCGCACCGGUAUGAAAUUGAAGAAGCUCACUCGGGGAUCGCCAAUGUUUCAUGGUAUAAUUUGGGCUAUUAUAUACCAUUCAGCUGCAAUCAAGCGACGUCGUUCAACUCAUUUAUCGUCAACCCCCAACUCCGAUCUGUAUAUGUGUUGCAGUUCACUGUCUCCAAGGAACACCAGGUCAACAAGGAGGGAUUGGAGUUCUUACUGGAGCACUACAGCGGUUACAACCUUUACUAUGUUCUGUUUGGUGUCCGGGAGGAUGUCAAACUUGUCGUACCCAGGGGCUUUGAUGGAAAGUGGGUUUCACUGUGGUAUGUGCACGCCACGGAGGAUGCACUGCUGAAACAACAAACUGAAGCUACUGGAACACCGAAGUCUGGAGUUGUGAGAGGAUAA